This is a messenger RNA of Cuscuta epithymum, 983 nucleotides long. The record is from the annotation of a GenBank genome assembly. NCBI's taxonomy places the organism in Eukaryota, Viridiplantae, Streptophyta, Magnoliopsida, Solanales, Convolvulaceae.
UAUAUAUCCUCCAUUUCUCAUACAUAAACGCAACCAUUCCAAUAUUUAAUUAGUUUUCUUUCUUUCAAUCCAAAAAACAAAAAAAAUCGAAGAAGAGGCCGGUGGAAGAAUGCCUUUCAAUGCACAAAAGGCUUUCUGGAAAUUAGCUUUAGGAACUCGCCCUUAUGGAGGAGGAGCAUUGCCGCCGUCCGGGGAGUUUUUCCCGGUGUACGUGGCCGUGAGGAUGAUAGCGUUAGCGGCAGGGUUCGGGAUCCACACUGCCCGUCACCAGUUGAGCCGGUCGCCCAACGUGCAUUUGAAGAAGUCGAGGAGGGAGACGGUGCCGGAGGUGGUGGAGCCGGACCGAGUGGUGGAUGAUGCCCACAACUUCAUCAAGAAAUCCUUCUUUCGGAAGGUUGCUCAUGUCCAGCACCACUUUGAUGCUGCUCAACAAACCAUUCCUGAUCCCAUAAGAGGAGAUGUCCUUGCUAGGUAAGGGAACCCAAAGCGGAGACGCUCAAAUCCGUGGGAGUGAAUCCAAAAUUGCAACAGCAAGAGCAUUGAUUGAGCUGCACAUUCCAAUUUACCCAUGAAAGACACAAAUGUGACUUUGUUUUCAAUUUCCCCAAAAAGUGAAUGAACCGUGAACAUGCAUUUUAUUUCCUCUAUUAAAUACAGAAUAUUACAUUUAUUAUUGUUGAAUAUGUUGUUUUGUUGAUGACUAACCAUACAGGUGGAACGGCGGACAGAACCGCUCACAGUUCCUUAAGCGACAAAGGACAAAACUAGUUCAUGUGCUUACGUGAUAUAAUUUGUGAUUUAAUUGGUGCACUCUUGGAUUAAUAUGUGUGUACGUAAUAUAGCUUUUCAUGCAUGACCAAAUUGACACCCACUUAAGUAAUUGUGCUUUUAACUUUAUAAAAAGUAAUUGUGCUUUUUACUUUAUGGAAAGUAAUCUUGACUUGCUUGUAAUAUAAAGAUAGUGGCUUGAAUUAAUAUAUUUG